AUGGUGUUGGACUUGACUCGGUCGCACCUGCCUGUGGGAAAUCCUGCUGGGGUGUUCGCUACGUUGUUCCAGAAUUUGCCUAACCUGAAUGAUUUGAAGGUGUCGUCGCCUUCGAAGGAAGUAUACAGGCAUCUGCCCGAUAGCGAUAGGGUCGAGGUAUUGACAAUCGAUAUUGAACUUGAACGAAAAUAUUCAACUGAUGACGAGACGACACAAAUCUUUCUGAAUCAUUUCUUAAGGUCAAACCGUGGACUGGAGGUCCUGAAGUUAUCAGGAUGUAGCAUUUCGCUGAUACUGGAAGAAGUACAACUGCCGCACCUGAAGGCUUUGGAGCUGGCAAAAUGCAACGUAUGUGACUGUGGAUGCUUUGAAGGGUUUUUGACUGGUAUAAAUAAGGAGAUCAGAAGAGUUGGCUUGGAUGGCAAUGAUUCGCUUGUCGACGAACUUAUUUUUGACUCUUACAAGCACUUCGAGAAGCUUGAAUCAGUAUAUUAUUGUACCCAUGGAGAGGAUGACUCGCCACGUUUAGAGAAUCCUCUGGAACUUACCCAGCCUACAGAACUUCAUUCGUCCUUCAAUAAAUGGACAGGCUCUUAUGGAUUGGAUGGAACAUGA
Molecule: messenger RNA, 615 nt
Organism: Saitoella complicata NRRL Y-17804
Lineage: Eukaryota; Fungi; Ascomycota; Saitoellomycetes; Saitoellales; Saitoellaceae
Exons: 3
Coding region: 1-615 (204 amino acids)
Source: RefSeq, a predicted model, not a curated record